CCAGGGAAAUCACACUGCGCGCCAUUCUGCAAAAGAAAGUGAAUGCGGGCGGAGCUCGCGCGGCAACCGCGGCAAGUUUCACACCGCAUUUGUUUGAAGACUGUUUACAACGCAGGCGGAAGAGAAAAGGACAGGAAGAAGAAGCGACUCGUGUGCAUGCGCCGUUUGAUGCUCAUUGCUGAGGUCGUUUGCUUGACGGGGGAUCUAUGAAGGAGCACGCAGAUUUUUCAACGUGCACAGCAGACCGAGGGAACAAGGAGUGACCCCCCUCCGCCACUGCCUCUAUGCCUGGCAUCAGCUCCUCCACUGCGCCCCGUUAUGACAGCUGGGACAUGGACCACCUGGACUACUACCAGCACUACUUCUAUGACGACCAUCACAACCCGGAGGAGGAUUUCUUCAAGGCCACGGCGCCCAGCGAGGACAUAUGGAAGAAAUUUGAGCUGGUGCCCACCCCUCCUAUGUCCCCCAUCCGGACUGUGGAGGGGUCGGGCAGGUUCGGGCUGGUGUGCCCCACGCUUGGGGACAAGCUGGAGUGGGUGUCGCAUUUUCUGGGGCAGGAGGACGAACAACAACAACAACAACAACAACAACAACAACAACAGCAGCAGCAGCAGCAGGACCCCCCCUGCAAAGUGACCCCAGCCACAGACUCCGUGGGGAACCUGAGCUCCAUCAUUAUCCAGGACUGCAUGUGGAGCGGGUUCUCGACAGGCCGGCAGCUGGAGAGGGUGGUGGGAGAGCGCUGCCACCCCUGCCAGGCCAAGGGGGGCCCCGCCACCACCAAAGUGGUUACCGGCACGUCACCGGGGAGGGCACAGGGUGUACCUGCCGACGCGCUGCCCCUCGGUUGUUUGGUAGCGGAUUGCGUGGACCCGGCCGCUGUGCUCACCUUCCCCUUGGGCGGAGGUUGCAAGAAGCAAAUCUCUUCUGGGUCGGAGUCCCACACCAACUCAUCAGAUGAUGAGGACGACCAAGACGAGGACGAAGAAGAGAUCGACGUGGUGACCGUGGAGCACAAGCAACAACGCAAACCCCGCCGGCUGGUCAACAGCCGCAAACCCGCGACCAUAACGGUGCGAGCGGACCCGCUGGACCCAUGCAUGAAGCGGUUCCACAUCUCCAUCCAUCAACAGCAGCACAACUACGCCGCCCCGUCACCAGACACGUUCCCGCUAUCGUCCGCGGAGCUGCCGCCCCGUAAAAGGAUCCGACAUGAAGCCUCCGCCCCGGCGCACCAUCAGCCGAGUCAGCAUUACCACCAACCCCGGCUAGGCCACGCCCCCUCCAACUUCGAUUGCAGGCGGUCUCAUGUGAUCGUGGCCGGGGCCCGUUCGGAGUCUCCCGACCUCGGCGCCUCGUCCCCCACUUCCCCCGCGUCGCCCCACUGCUCAUCGUCGUCGUCGUCGUCAUCCUCCCCGCCGCCGCCGCUCUCCAGCCCCCAGUCGUCGGACUGCGAGGACACGGACCGACGCAAGGCCCACAACUUCUUGGAGCGCAAGCGGCGCAACGACCUGCGCUCGCGCUUCCUGUCGUUGCGGGACGAGAUCCCCGGCUUGGCCGACUGCGCCAAGACGCCCAAGGUGGCCAUCCUGACGCGGGCCACUGAGUACCUGCGGCAGCUGCACGCCUGUGAACGGCAGAAGGCUCAGGAGAGGAAGCAGCUCAAGGCCAAGCAGGCGCAGCUGCUGCAGAGGCUGGCGCAGCUCAAGCGAUCCUGAACGCUCCCGGAACUGAAAAUGUUGGAAUUGUGCGGGUGGAUUUUCUUUUUUCUUUUUUUCUUUUUUUUUUUUUUUUUUGAGGUAGUGAUUUGCACAUUUAGCUUCCGUGUGAUAGACAAGCAAGGCAAGGACUACACAAGUCUUUGGUGAUCUUCAUACACUGCUAA
Messenger RNA from Hippocampus comes (tiger tail seahorse), 1888 nucleotides. It is a transcript of the gene myclb, whose product is annotated as MYCL proto-oncogene, bHLH transcription factor b. Gene Ontology annotation, molecular function: protein dimerization activity; DNA-binding transcription factor activity. Lineage: Eukaryota; Metazoa; Chordata; Actinopteri; Syngnathiformes; Syngnathidae. The record is from RefSeq and is a predicted model, not a curated record. Bases 285 to 1721 code for a protein of 478 amino acids. The transcript is spliced from 3 exons. Gene Ontology annotation, biological process: regulation of DNA-templated transcription.